AUGGUAGUGCUCUACAAUGCAGUUUCCCUCCUCGUCCUCAUCACGACCGUCUACUCCCGCCCCGUGGACCUCGCCGACAAAGACCAAGCCAUAGCCCCCCAUAUAUUCCGCAGAAACAAGCCGCCGUUUACCUUCCUUUCAGAUCACAAAAUCGACCUGAAAUAUCCUGAAGAUUCAGAAUUAGAAGCGGCCUUUCGAACUGCGAAUAUUAAUCAUGCACCGAAGGUCUACGGGUUUGCAAACCCAGAGGACGAUAAAAUUUCGCUACUGGAAACAGCGUCUCAGAUUGGAAGGAACAAGAAAGAUGAAGGACUUGCAUCAGAGCACAUUCUCGAAUGGCAGUUGUUGGCUUCCAAACAUGGCCUCUUGGGCGAAAUACUAACACAACUUCUCCAAACAAACCCUAAGAACAAUGAUGCCAUGACUGCAUGCUGGAAUGACGACCACACAAAACGGUUGCAAAUGGCGUUCCCGAGCACCGGUUCGCCCUUGCUGGGUACAAUGACUCGUCUUGUUUCUGGUCCCAACUCCAAGAAGGAGACUCUUUGGUCUCCUGUUAAGGUCAACCCAGUGACGUCGGCAACCAUGAAGAACAAGUUCGAUCAAGAGGAUGGAGUCCCUACCGCCAUAAGAGACCUGAAGGCUGCUAUGGACUACAUGGUUAUGCCCGAGACCAUUCAAUCUUUCAAGAAGCAAGUAUCCGCGGUUACAAAAGCCCUGAGGGAUAAUGAGCAGGAUCUAGCGAAAAACUGCAAAUUCGUCUACACGAGCAUGCAACUCGAUGUGAAGUUUCUCGAACUAAUCAAGAGGCAAGCGAAAUCGGGACUUGAGCAGGGCUUAUCGUCCAUCAAACUCUGGAUGCAGACCUACAAGGGCAGUCCUCCAUCGCCAAAGACCAAGGCCGCGGUUCCUCUAACCAAUGCAGGUCUGCCGCCGACCGAAGUGCCUACACGGCCGGCUCCUCCCAAACACGGCCUCUCGUCCGGGACAGUUCAACAAGUGCAGCCGCCGCCAAAGACGCAAAAGACGACUGGCAAACAGACCGCCGGCUCGGCGUCCGUCACGACGGAGCCAGCGGCCUCGGCGAAGGGACAGGUGCUCUUUGCCAAACUCAAGCAGAGCAUCAAUGACAAGUGGGAAACCGAUAUCAGGACAAAUUGGAGCAAGCUGACCUAUUUUAAAGACACACCAAAGAAUUCGCCGGCGAACUCGCGAAGCGCAUCGCCUGGUCCUGCGCAGUAA
Messenger RNA from Pyricularia pennisetigena, 1242 nucleotides. RefSeq lists its product as uncharacterized. Bases 1 to 1242 code for a protein of 413 amino acids. NCBI's taxonomy places the organism in Eukaryota, Fungi, Ascomycota, Sordariomycetes, Magnaporthales, Pyriculariaceae. The record is from RefSeq and is a predicted model, not a curated record. The transcript is spliced from 5 exons.